CCUACUGCGGGAGGAGCCCUCGCAGCUACUCGUCUUGUCCCAGAAGCGGGGCUUUAGGGGACUAAAAAUAAAAGACAGGCUGUCACACAGCUCAUUUGAGCGCAACCACGUCAGUCAGCCCACCUUGAAGCGUGGACUCAUGGCAUUACGUUAGUAUGCAGCUUGGGAGUGAAGGGAAUGUGUGCCUAUCUCCACAGUCAUACAUAAACUCCGGGAUGUUCAGGCUUUGAAGGAUGCUUAUGACUUGAUCAAAUCAGCCAGUGAAGGAAAAUCUGCAUUUGACUCAGAUAACUUCAGCACCGACUUGUAUGUUUUAUGUGCUGAACAAGCACUUCAGAUGGGAUAUCCAGAAAUGAGCAGUGACUGUCUACAGAUGUAUUUUAAAGCAAGAUUUCCUGUGAACCAAUUUCUUGGCAGAGCCUAUUUGUGCCAAGGCCAGUUGCAUGCUCUACACUCUACAGAUAAUUUGGAGGAGUUUGAAAAGUUCGUGCUGUUUUUUAUAAAAGCAAUAGAUUUUGCCCGCCACGAUAGAAGAUAUUAUUUUUUGAUAUAUAAUGCCUCAGUUCUUUAUUGGCAACUUGUGAGGCCAUUUCUUAAGCCUGGAUUCCGCAAUUGCCUCAUUCCCAGCCUUUCUCAGAUUGUUACAGCAUUAAACCAAAUUGAAGAGCAAGACAAUGAAUGGAGAGCAGAACUGAUGAUAAAUUUACUCGAGUGCUUCCUCGAUGCUUCAAAACUGGAAGAAGCAAAAGAGUUUUCAUCUACUGCAGCAGUCUUUAUUAAGGAAAAUGUUCCAGAGAAAUACUCUCAAAUAUUUUCUCUAAUGGUGUAUCACAAACUGAUGGAUAUUUCUGAGGUAGAGAAGGACAUACAAGAUUCCACCCAUUUUUUAGUUAUUUAUAAAAUGCAGAUGUUAAAAUUGCAGUGGGACACAAAUAAAUUUCCAAGUGAUGCCAUCGCAGAGCUGAAUUCUUUAUAUGCACUUUUGAAACAAUAUGAUUUACCUCCAGCAUCUGUUCUCAGUGUGAAGGUUCCUUUGAUUCUGGAAUUAGCUCAUUUUUCUUUGAAAGUAAACUGCACUGAGUUGGCAUCUCAAUGUAUCCUCGAUUUGAAAAGUGCUGGGAUUACUGAGCCAGGGAAACUUAUUGAAAUAGAAUGCCUGGAAUGUGAAUAUGAAAGAAGAAAAAAUGCCACUAAAAUUGUGACUUACACCAAAGGAGUUGUUGAGGGUCAGCUGGAAUUGAUAAAAAAUCUUGACUUAAGCUUAAAACGUGCAGUUCAGUUGGGAGAUCCUAAUGUGAUUCAGGUUGUUUGUGCAACCCAGUGGAAUCUGUGCUUGCCACUGCUACAGCACAACUUGCACCAACACGUGCGAAAGCCCUUGAUCUCAGUUGCUGAUGCCCUUGAAGAGAUUGACAGCACGUUGACGUUGUUGCGUUGCCAAGUUCACAUGGAAAUAGCUCGUAUUGAAGAAGAUGGGGAUAGACUGGAGGCUGCUGUGGGACAUUUGCAAAAAGCUAUUCAGGUGGACAGCAGUGGGCAGUACCAAGAACAUCUGAGACUGACUUUGAACCGCGUUCAUUGGUGCACGGUGCUGUACCAGGCACCUGAGCGUCAGGAGGACCGGGCGGGAGUGAUGAUUGAACAGGCUAAAAGGGGAAAACAAAAGGACGAUGUGAGGAAAAAGAGAUCCCUUCUGGUAAAUGCAGGUCUUGCACUGGCUCCUGAUACAUUUCGAAUAGUCCUUGACAGUGAAAAUGAAGCUAAAGUUUCCUCAGGUAAAAGUACGAGUCAAAUAAGCUUCCUCUGUGCAAAAGCCCAGCAUCACACUAGGAGUGUGGGGAAAGUUGAUGAGCAUUUGAAACACCUGAGAAAUGAAAAUGUCAGAGAGAGAAUUAUACUUUGGGCAGAUUUGGCAAAAGUUGCACGUAAGCAGGAAGUCUGGGAUGUGUGCCGUGCAGCAUGUAGAUUCUGCCUCUUGUAUGAAGAGAACUUGUUUAGGAAGAUAUCAAAGCCUAAAAAAACACGGAAGAGCAAAGCUGGUGCAGCUAUGAUGGUUAAUGGUCAAGGUGACACCUCAGGAGAAUCAUUGCUACCUGCUAAUUCCUUCUCUUUAGAAACAGAUUCACUGAGAAUACUAGCAGAAAUAAGAUUCAUUAAUGCAGAGGCAACUGUUCAUUUACUAAGAUUGCAGGGAAUUGAACUGAAUGAUCGUGCUGUACCUCCAGAAGACACAAACCAGGAUCAUCCAGGAGAUGUUUCAUAUCUUCUGGAAAAUGAUCCAGAAUGGAAAACAUACAGUUUAUGGAUAGACUGCUUAUCUCAGUAUGCUAUGGAAAACUUCCAGCGUGCAGCUGAAAUAGGAGAACAACUGAAUGAAGCCUGGAUUGUUCACAAUGCUGUGGUGUAUAUCUUAAAUUACAACAGACAUCUGAUUUCUUCAGGAAGACAGAGGGAAAUCAUUGAGUAUCUGCAGACUCUCCUUGGAGCCAUCAAGACUGUUGGAUACAAUGGAAGUACUGAGAUUUUACUGAUGUUAUGUAACGCUUUGGCUCGGGGCCUAAUUAUUCCUUGGAUUCCAGAGCCAAAACCUGCUGAGGAGAAAGAAGAAGAUACAGCAGUAGACAAUGGCAGAAAAGCUGCAGGAAAGAAACAGGAAAAGGCAAAUGUCACCCAGUCUCUCUUGGUAGAUCCUAGUGGACUUUCUGACAUCCAAGCUGCCCUAGAGAUUUGUGACUUUGCCCUAAGUGUGAUGACUGGAACCACACCUAAGGGAACCGUCCCUGUUGCUGCACAACAACAGGUCAUUGCUACCUGGGUGAAAGCAAAGCAGUUAAAUCAGCAGCAGAUCAAUCUUGGGACUCAGGAGGAGAAUAAUGAUGAAGCACAAAAUCCUAUGGCAAGAAUUCUUAUUGGUCUGGAAAUGUAUUCAUGUAAUGGCUUGGGUCUCAUGGAUUUCACUGUUCCUAGCUUAUCUGAGUUAGUGAAAUUGUCUUUAGAAUGCAGUUGGUCGGAUUCCUUAGUGGAGCUGCAGACACUGACACGACUUAUGUAUUUUGCAUACGUAUCACACGCCUAUGAAAUAGUGACAACUUGUUCCAAAAGGAUCUUGGAAUCAGAUAGGAAUUCUGUCCACAACAGAGAUGCUAAGAAAUAUGAUGUGCCAGGUAACAGACUGAAACAAGAAAUGUUAAGCACUACUACCUGGAUGCAAGGACAGAGCAUAAUGGAAAAUUUGUCUGGAAGAAAACAUCUGCGUGUAGCAGCAGCAAACGCCUUUGCUCAGAGUGCCAGGCAUGCAGGUGGAGCUGGGAAUUAUUCCCUUGUAAUGUUUGCAGCGAGACACUUUUGGAAUGCAUGUUUACCUUUGCUGGGCUCUCCACAUGACAGAGAACAUCUUAAAGAACCUACUGAAAUAAUUCUUAAGAGUAUAAUUAAAGCAGAAUCUAAAAAUAAACAGGAAGAGAAAGCAAUGUGGCCUUUGCAUCAGUGGAUUACAAAGGAUUUUCAAAGUAUCAGGUUAUUAGAUGAAUGCUUUCUCCCAGGUGCUGAGGAAGAUCUGACAUUAAGAAUCUCCUUAUAUGGGUUAUUAUGCCACAUAUAUGCUGAUAAAGCUGACUGGGAGACAGCACUAAAAGUCCUGGAUGAAGCUAAUCAAGUUUUGCCUCAGACAAGACACAAACUCCUGAUUUUCAAACACAUGGCUACAGUGAGGGCAGGAUUGGGAUGCAGUUUUACGGUGGCCAUUCAGAAAAUCAGUCGUGAAAGCGAAGAGUAUUUGCCACAGAUGUGGCGUCACUUGGCGACAGUCUCCAGAAGUACUGCUGGACAGCUGAGCUGUUUCAAGAAUGCCAUCAGUGCUUCACAGAAACAAGAAGAUAAGUUGCAGAGUGUUGAUUACCUGAUGGAAUUUGCUGAAUGGUUAUACUGUAAUCAGUUUCCGCUCAACGAUGCUAUUAAACCUCUGCACUGGGCAGUAGAUCUCCUGCUGCGCAUGAAAUUCCCUAUGCAAUCCUCACAAGAGGAAGGAAAAAUUGAUGUAGCGGAAUUUAUGCCCACAGAAAACAUUAAGAUGAACAGUGGAGCAAAUGAUAUCAUUCCUCAAAUUAAUUUGGAGGAUUUGAGUAAUAUUAAACAGUUGGAAGCUUUGUUCAGAGCACAGACAUUACUGGCUGUAAUUUCUGGUCCUGGUUCUCCUUGCCAUCAGCAGCACUGUUUGCUGGCGUGUGCCUGUAUCGUCCGGAUCUGGCAGAUAUCAUUGCCAGCAUCAGGACUUAUUACAAAAGCAACAUCAAGAUCUUCACAACCUACAACUACUCAGAAAUUGAAGUCAAAAUCUCCUCCUAAAAAAGAGAAGGGCAGAAAGACACAAUCUGAUAUUUCUGUUCCAAAAGAGGAGCCUAAACUUGAUAGCUUACCAGCAAAUGUGGAAGAAUGGGCCCUGUACGAAUGUCCUAAGGAAAUCAGAGAUGCUUUUAAACAGAAUACAAAUAUCUAUGGUAUUAACUGGGAAAAUUUCCCCAAACCUACCUGCACUUUGUAUUUUAUGGAUCUCUUAUCUAAAGAACUACAGAAGAUUUUUUGCCCCCACUUGAUUCUUCCCAUCUUUCAACUAGCCAAAGUUAUUGCUAGUGAAGUUGUGGAAUGUAGAAGUCUGUCUGAUCUCUAUCACCUUCGAAUUGCCCUGAUAUGUUCAGAUUUAAAACUGAGUCAGGCAUCUGUGUAUCAUGAGAGAGCUGCUGGAGAAACACAUAUUAGUGACUUGGAACAAGCAAUGUGUAGGCAAGAGAUUGCACUGAAAAAAUCAAAAACUGUACAUACAGAAACAGAAGAAAGAAAAACAUCUUCUGGAAAUGCUGAGCUGAAUAUUAGUAGGGAUGAGAAUAUCCUUAAUUCAAGUGAAAAGGUUUUUGAGUUAAAUGCAGCAACAGGAAAAGGACUGAGCGCACUUUCUUUCCCUUCCUUGUGGAUUGAAAAAGCUGAUGUACUAAUUCAGCUUGGCUUGUAUCAACCAGCGAGACUGCUGCUUGCAGAGGCCCAUGCUGCAACUCAGGAAUUGAGGGCCCUGUCUGAUGUGUCAAGGUGCUUGUACUUACUGGCUGUGUUGGCUAACCUGGAAAGGAACCACAGACAAGCUAAAGCACUCCUGGAGAAAGCACAGCUUCUGGGAGGAAAUGAGCAGUUCUGGUACAACAGUACUCUUAGUCUGGUAGAAGCAAUUCUAGAGGAAGAGGGGGAAGGAAAACAGAGCAUGGCUUGUGAGAUUCUGGGACACACUGUAAAUGUGCUCCAAUCCACGUUACUGAGGAGGCCUGGCAGGCAGGCAGAGCUGGGGUUUAUGAUUGCAUCCCUUGAAGCCAGGAAAACACUUAUUCAGAUACAUUUUUCUCAAGAUCAUAUGACAAUUAAUGCUGAGUCUGCUCAGUUGCCACAUAUGCUACAGGAAUCUUACAAUAAAUUGGUUCAAAUUGAGAAGGACUUCGUUCAUUAUGGGCAUGAAAACUGCAGUGCUGAGAUACUGCUGGAAUGUGCAAAUAUCCGUAGGUUGAUUGCCAAGCAGGAAAGGAACAGAAAAGACAAACACAGUCAUUAUCUAGAUGCUUACAACUUAGCUCAGAGGGCAGUAUCCAAAACUGAGGAAGUGUUUCAGAAUGUUCGGAGUUUAUUUGCAUUUAAUGAGAGUACAAAUAUUAGUAUCCCAUUAAUAAGGCAAUUAGCUAACAGGAAAAUAAAUCUUGUAGAAAUUCUUUUGGAUAUAUUUCAUCUUGUUAUUACUGAGAAAAAGCGUAAAGAAUUGGGAGAGGUGUCAUCUCAUGAAAUUGUGGAGGCAUUCAUCAUUGAAGAGGAUGCAUUAGAACAGGAUUGGAAGCAUAUGGAAUGUGCUGUGGGUCACAUUACGCUGGCUCAGUUAGCAAAUGUACAGAAUCUCUGUAAAGGCUGUCCCGACAUCAAAUCCAAAUGCCUGUAUCUGACUGGAAAAACUCUUCAUUUCCUUGCCAUUGCUGUAAAUCCUGUAUAUUCAGAGAUUUACUGGAAGCCCAGUGUUAUGGAAGAAGCUAAAUCAGACAUCAGAAAAUCUUGCCUGUCUUCAGCAGAAUGCAGAGAACAGGACAGGACAGACAGUGGUUUACUGACUAAUAAAUGUCAUAAUGAUAAGGACAGGAGGAAAAUACAGGAAUUAAAGAAGGAACAUAAGAUGGCUCAGAAGUAUCUUUCUCAGUCCAGUGAGGCUUUGCUGCAGUGUAUGGGGAUUGCAUUCAGUCAGAACGUGACUGAUGUACUGACUUCUGCUAGUUUGGAAAUGGCCGAAUGCUUUCAACAGUUUGAUCCAGUUUCAGCAAGCCAGUUUUUGGCACUUCAUCAGAGCUGUUCAGUGUCUAUGAUGAUGAAGAGUAUUCUCCUAACGGCUACAUCCAACACCAGCAGCUCUCAGCUGGCAGCAUUGCUGCAUCUCCAGAAUCAUUUGAAACGAAACAGAAACACAAGUGAUCUUCUAAAACGUGUGGAACAGCAACUGGCUGCUACUUCAGUGGCAUGGAGGAACCUCUGUAUUCCUGUUGAACAUUUUAAUAUAAUGGAUGAAUUGCCAUCCAAUUUCUACAUAGUUAUUCUCCAGCACUCAGAAGACAGAUCAAAUCUGUACAGUUCAUUGAUUGAGAUGCCCAAAGUAAGCAUUGCACAGCAGAAAGAAAAACUCCCCCAGCUGAUGGUGCAGGCCAAAGUGUCUCGAUUUCCUGUGAAUCCUGAUGCGUUUUGUGUUUUGUUGGAAAAAGUGCGUCUGUACAAGCAGCAAAAAAUGAAGAGUCACCUUAAACAAAAUGUCAUUCAGAACUUGCAAGAGUUUGUCUCCAAAACAGAUGUGACUCCAACAGAGAAAACAGAUGAUAAUGGACUUGAUUUGACAUCAGAUUUCUCUGAAAUAUUAGAAAUUAUGGAAGAAUAUCUGAAACCAGUGCUGUCACAGUUUGAUUUUUCUGCUAUCAGAGAAUCCCAGCGUGUAACAGUUUCAGCAGCUGAAUCAGGAAAAAAGAACAUGAAAGACAAGGACACUAAACAAGCUGGAAUGCAGGAGACAUCUAUGGAUUUGGAAUUGUAUGUGGUAUUGCUAGGGGAUACAUUACUUAUGGAAUUGCCUUUGGAAGCUCUGAGUAUAUUUAAAGAGGAAGGAAUAAGUUCUGUAUCCAGAGAUUUUUCUCUCCAGAUUCUCUACAAUCGACGACGUUUGGCUGAGUCAGAGACAGAUGUUGAAAUAUCUAAAGAAACAAAAUCAAAAUCACGUCAGAAAAAGAGUGUUCAAAUGGCAACAGUUAAUCGUGAUUUACCCUUGAGUGUUGAUGCUCGUAAUUUUAAAUACAUUGUGGACCCCUAUAAUGAAGGAAGUGAAGCAGAAGCUUCAAGUCCUUCCCAGAAAAUAAAGGAAAUCCUAGAAAAAUACCGUGACCUGUUCACAGCACAGUGGGAAGGUGUCAUUGGCAAUGUGCGUGUUCCAAGCCAAGCUGAGUGGGAGCAGCUGCUGACAAGCUGUAGUGCAUUUCUCUUCUAUGGGAUGGAGAGAUUCAUGUCUCAUGUAUUACUGAACAGAUUGGUUGCUAUGAACAUCCCAAAAUGCAAUUUGAUGAUUCUUCUGGAUCUGGUACGAUCACAGCAAAGUUACCAAAGAAUUACAAAUGCUGAUAUCCACAAAAGUUGCCUACAUAUCACUCUAGAGAGACCAACAGAGACAGCAAUGCUGCUGAGCCUCACUGGGGUUGGCUGUGUAGUGGCCACCCAGUGGUACACGAGCCUGCAGGAGAACGCAGAGAGGCUGGAGAUCCUGUUCCACAAUUUGCUGAGCAUCGGUAGAACAACAGGGCAGUCAGUCCGUAUUCUUCAAAAGAGUGGAAUUCACAAGAAAAGGGAUUCCAUUAAAACGGAAGUGGAUUCUCUCAGCUCUUCUGGAGACAGAACAGAAGAACAGACUGCUCACACUUCCUCAGAUCUUCCUGCAACUCAUCCAUCAUUUUUCAACUGUGUGCUCUAUGGUUUACCCAACGUCAUUUUGGUGUAAUUUGUGUCAGUCUUUCUGUGCUGGGAAACCUUCACUGUGCACAGGGAACCUUUGUUUUUUCAAAAUCCCAAAUAAGAUUAUUAUGUGUAUGGAUUUUGUAAUAUGCUCUGUUAAACAGCAGUGCAUUUUUAAAUUACAUGCUUUAAAACUAUUUGUCGUGAUAGCAGUAGAAAUAGAUGUAAAAUAAUUUAAUACUUAUGGAAAGUAUAAAUCUUUGAUUGUUAUUGCAACUAAAACCAUUUUAAGAGUCUUUUUUUUCCCCAGUAAAAUGGUGAUGUGUUGUUUCCUGUAACAGUUUUUUUGUGUUUGAUGCUGAUAGAACAUUAAAAUGGCACUGAAAA
Lepidothrix coronata (blue-crowned manakin) is the source of this 8385-nucleotide messenger RNA. RefSeq names its product cilia and flagella associated protein 46 (gene CFAP46). Lineage: Eukaryota; Metazoa; Chordata; Aves; Passeriformes; Pipridae. The transcript is spliced from 59 exons. Gene Ontology annotation, biological process: cilium movement involved in cell motility; axoneme assembly. The record is from RefSeq and is a predicted model, not a curated record. Bases 338 to 8044 code for a protein of 2568 amino acids.